AUGCCGCUCAGGGAGCACAUGAAAAGCCCUGCCUGCCGGCACCUCUUCAUCUUUACUCUCUCGCAAUUCGUAACGGCCUUCUGCUUGUUUGCCUACAUUCAGCUCUCCAAAGACCCAGGCAGAGAGCCCUGGGUUAGCCAACCCUCAACCUUCACCAUCCAGCCUGCAAACAACCCCACAAAUCCACAGUCUGGUUCGGAGCUGACCAUCCUGCUGUGGACCUGGCCCUUUGGGCAACAUAUUGCCCUGAGAAAAUGCUCCGAGCUCUUGGGCAUCCAGGACUGUCACAUCACGGUCAACCGCAGCUGGUACCUCAAGGCUGAUGCUGUGAUCGUACAUCACAGGGAUGUUUGCUCCAGCCCAAAGACAUUGCCCCAGGGCCCACGGCCCCUUUCCCAGCGCUGGAUCUGGUUCAACUUGGAGUCUCCCACCCACAGCCCUAACCUGGGCUUCAUGGAUAACCUCUUCAACCUGACCAUGUCUUACCGAAGGGACUCUGAUAUCUUCACCCCCUACGGGUGGCUGGAGGUCCUCAGCCAGCCCCAGAACUUCAGCAUCCCUGCCAAGUCCAAGCUGGUGGCCUGGGCGGUGAGUAACUGGAAUCCAGCCUCCCGCCGGGUGCAGUACUAUGAGGAGCUGAAGAAGUACAUCCACGUGGAUAUAUAUGGCAGCAAUCACAUGCCUCUGCCCCAGGACAAGCAGUUAUCCACCCUGUCCCAGUACAAGUUCUAUCUGACCUUUGAGAACUCGCUUCAUGAGGACUACAUCACCGAGAAGCUCUGGUACAAUGCCCUGGGCUCAGGGACUGUGCCCGUUGUCUGUGCCCCGCGAGAAAACUAUGAGCGCUUUCUGCCCCCCGAUGCCUUUAUUCACAUCAAUGACUUUCCCAGUGCUCAGGGGCUGGCUCAGUACCUUCAGGAGCUGGACAAGGACCUAGUGCGCUACCAGCGCUACUUCCAGUGGCGAACGUGGCUCAAACCAUCAGAGAGGACUUCCUGGGCCUUUCACUUCUGCAAAGCCUGCCAGGCCUUGCAAAUGAUACCGACCUACCAGACCAGGCCUGCUCUGUCCAAGUGGUUCAGCUAG
Molecule: messenger RNA, 1086 nt
Organism: Pelodiscus sinensis (Chinese soft-shelled turtle)
Lineage: Eukaryota; Metazoa; Chordata; Testudines; Trionychidae
Source: RefSeq, a predicted model, not a curated record